AAUUUUCAAUUAUAACAAAAAUUCUAAUUAUCGAACAUACCCCAAUCAAAUUAUAGUUAAGAACUGAACAUGGAACGAAUGUGGAGACGUAUGAAUCAGGGCUUAACCAAGCCCAGUAAAAGUAAAGUGCAAAGACAUAAUCCAGUGCCAGCUAAUUUAAGCGAAACGUUUCCCGAAUUGGAACAAUCUCAAAGUGCCAAAAUUUUGCUAGAUAAACGAAGGAAACGGUGCCGAAAAGGAAAACCACGAGCUCGUAGUAAAAGUUCGUCACGAACACCAAAGAAAGUCGAAUUUCCCAUUCCAUCCGGCUCAAAAGAUCCAUCGUCACUCAAGGACCGGGCUGUAGCAAAGCUCAAAAUGUUAAAUUUCAAUUUAAAUUGGACAUCGCACACAAUGUGCAGACCAUGCAGGUCAAAUAUGAACGGAAACAUAAUAACCAGAAGGCUGUGUCGUAAUAAGCAAGUGGACGAUAAUGAACUGUACCGAUCGAAUAGCUUUAAGUUUGAAAAAUUCAAACGGGAUGAGGUUAUUUCCAAUAGCAACACUUUGCCGAGACCGAUAUCGGUUUGUGAUGACUAUAGUUUACCGAUUGACUUUGUUUUCCACCGACAGCUCAGCAACGUUAGUCCGAAAAGUGUGAAGCAAGAAAAUGCAAUAGAACCAGAAUUGAUUCCUACCAAAAAUUUGAUAGUACAUCCAAAAGCUGUGAAAGCCAACGUUAUUAAGGACUAUGUCAACUUAAGAAAACAUGAAUCAACCUCAGAUUCCUCUCUACCCAAAUCAUCGGAUGACGAAAUAUUUGAAAACUCCGACCGAGACUCGCCAGAAAGUAAAGCUGACGAUCUAUCGAAUCUGUUCAAAUUAAAUCCGUCUCCUUACUACUACGGUGAUAUUUUUGGAAAAGCCAAGUCUGAAAAAUCAGCAUUUCAACCGUUUGUUGCAGCCAACGCUGUUCGAUACAAACAGAAUACCUCGAAUUUUAUACCGCAAAGAAAGAAAAUCUCAUCGCAAAGUCGUCGCUAUUCGGUCACUGAAGAUGGAGUACAUAUAAUCAAAUGCGAUUCACCAUCGACCACCACAUCGGAUGAUUCGAACUGUACAGAGUGCCAGAAACGACGAGAGGGAAAACAAUCACUCGUCGCAACGCCAAAUUCAAUACAAUCGGAAUUGCUUCCCAUGCCACCACAUCGAUUAUUGGAACCGAUUCUUUGUGCCUGCACUGGCCCGGAAUAUAGCAAUGAUUUUGCGGACGCAUUACAAUCGAGAAGUGUAUUUUACGUACACGAACCGAAUGUAGACGAAUGUGCCGAUUGUUGUCGCAACGAGAGUGGAUUAACGUAUGAUGAUACAAUGCCAAACGGUCGCAUUCGACAAGUUUACGAAACUGCGUUCGAUUCCAAGAUAUCGCGAUCCGACGAUGAUUUGGACGAUCUGAGCAGCGUUCUGUCCAAGUCAUUGAAAUUGAAAAAUAAAUUCAAAGCAUCCAAGAGCACCGAUUCAUUGCAAUUUCAUGAAAUAUUGCAUCCCGAUGUGAAUCGCACCAGCGAUAAUGACACACAAAAUCCAUCCAAUAUACCUAAAGAGAAUCGACUAACUGAACCGGGUGAUGGCGACGAGUCGAAUCGAAAUAGUGACGUGAUAUUGUCUUCCACACAGCUUCCAGUAACAAGUAGAUUUAAGCAAUCACCUCCAUCGACUGCACCAUUACCGUUGAAAUUUCCACAAAAAUAUGACACCGACCAUUGUUUGAAUAGCAAUAAAAGUGCACCGAACAUACCGCAAUCGAACACAAUACACAACUACAGCUCCACGAGCGAUUCAAAGGCCAAAGAACCAAUUACCAAAGAGUCAAUAGUCAAUCGGAUAUUGUCCAAGCAACGUUUAUCCGGCAAUAAAACCAAGCGUCCCAGUUCGAUGAUCUUAGAGUCGGAACGAGUGCUCGCUCUGAAGCAUUCACGUCGACCAUUGCGGUUCCAUCACAAGCCGAAAAAUUUCUCAUCCACCGAAAGUAUAACCACUUCGAGCAGUGGCGGCAGCAUGGAAUCGCUCAGAUCUAGUACAAGCGAAGGGAACAGGAGCACGACAAGUUCCGAGUCUAGACAUUCGUCAACGCUGAGCUCGCACAGUUCUGACUCCGGAGCGAAAAUUCGUCAUCCUGCUAGACUGAAUAUGAUGCUACAUUCAAAGUUGCAUGUGCUCAGUCCGAUAUCCGAUAAAUCAUUACAAGAUCCCACGUCAGAAAUUGUGGAGGUCAGUGCUGUGGGCGAAAAAGUAGGAAAGGCAUCGCCACAAAGUGGUCGUGAAUUUGACAAUUUCAAAUCGAAGAAAUUUCCGCAAAAUAGGGCACUUACCUUGCUGGCAGGUGACGAGAUACAAGGAUCUGACAGUGGAAUAUCGUUGCAAUCACGAGACGGAUCCAAAUCAAAGCACAGCUUUCACAGUUUCGACAGUCCCAAAUUACUCGGCAGCAAGUUGACGAUAAAUAAAUCAGAUUUGAAUCUCUGCGAAGACUUUGGUAAUUUACCAUUUGAUAUGCCAAAAUUGAGGCGAAAGAAGUUGAUCAUGGAACAGAAUCAAUGCGCCUCAGGCAGUGCAACUUCCGUCGAUUUGGGCGAUUUACCGUUCGACAUGCCGAAAUUGCGCAGAAAAUUGCGAUUGAGCAAUCAAAAUCAUCUUUCGAUGAACGCCACUGCUAGCACUGAAUCAAGCGAAUUAUCGCUGUCCACUCAGUCGAUGCGCGGUGAAAGGAAACCACUUGAUUCGUUCAAACAAAAUUUGACAUUGCAAUUCCAACCCAGUCAUUCCGCAAGAGAUGGAAAUGAAAAGGGACUGCACUUAAAUUUUGAAACGGCUACCACCUCGUAUCCAGUAAUAAAUGUCGACAUUCCACUCAACCGACAAAGCUGGUACCAUGGGUCGAUAACGCGGAUCGAGGCUGAAAACACGUUACGUUCAUUGUCCGAAGGAAGUUUUCUCGUUAGAAAUUGUGAAUCUUCCCGAAAUGAUUUCUCGCUGUCACUGAAAAGUGCUAAAGGCUUCAUGCACAUGAGGAUCCAGCAAAACAACUAUGGUCAAUUUAUACUCGGUCAUUUCAGUCAACCGUUUGAGUCAAUAUCGAAAAUGAUCAGACAUUUCUGUCUGAAUCGUUUGCCGGUUAGAGGCGCCGAACAUAUGUGCCUGUUGGAACCAGUUGCUGCUCAAUUGCUUUAAAAGCACUAGCCGGUGGUGGAACGAAAACUCUACAAUAAAAUCGUUGUCGAUAUUGAAGUGAAAAUUAAAAAUUUUUAGCGUUUAACCAUUACACAUUUCCCAAAACUUGUUUCAUAAAUUUUAGGAAUAAAAACAAUAAUUAAUUAUU
Molecule: messenger RNA, 3358 nt
Organism: Bradysia coprophila
Lineage: Eukaryota; Metazoa; Arthropoda; Insecta; Diptera; Sciaridae
Gene: hwt
Product: SH2 domain-containing adapter heavyweight
Molecular function (GO): phosphotyrosine residue binding
Source: RefSeq, a predicted model, not a curated record